Messenger RNA from Gongylonema pulchrum, 537 nucleotides. NCBI's taxonomy places the organism in Eukaryota, Metazoa, Nematoda, Chromadorea, Rhabditida, Gongylonematidae. The record is from the annotation of a GenBank genome assembly.
AUGAAAGCAAGCUUUGUGAAUUUUUGCCUGGAUCAGUGGCGUUCAUCAGAGUGGAGGCAUCGCGUGGUUACGAAUAAACUACGGUUCCACAGAGGGCGUUUAAAAGUUGGCAAAUUUUGCGACCUCACGUCGAUGCUUUGGGUCGGCGAGUCGCAUUUUGUUUUCGCGUCGAGCAGUGCGCUCUCCGAUAUCUUCUAUGACGACGUCAAUAAAAAGAUUGUAACAGUACACAAUAAGGACGGUGGCGAGGUGGAUGUGAGGUCAUAUGGUCUCGUACCUCACCAGAUCACCCCAUUUCGCUUGAAAGAUAAGGGCAGAAUGCGUAUUAUCAAGUUUUCUCCGGACGAACGCUUGCUCUGUGUUCAGUACGAUGAUUUUAGUGUGGAUUUUAUAAACGUUGCUUCACGAAACGACUGCCUGCUCAGCGCACACUUCUCGCAUUCACCAAGGAAUCGUUCCGCUCGCAUUAUCGGUAUCGAAUGGAUAUUGGCAAACCAAAUUUUGCUUAUAACCAAUCAGGCAGGUAUUUGCUUAUAG